Molecule: messenger RNA, 2095 nt
Organism: Jaculus jaculus (lesser Egyptian jerboa)
Lineage: Eukaryota; Metazoa; Chordata; Mammalia; Rodentia; Dipodidae
Product: protein kinase C iota type-like
Biological process (GO): protein phosphorylation
Molecular function (GO): protein binding; ATP binding; diacylglycerol-dependent serine/threonine kinase activity
Source: RefSeq, a predicted model, not a curated record
AUGCCGACCCCGAGGGACAGCAGCACCACGUCCCACACGGCCGCGGGCGGCGGCAGCGGGGACCAUUCCCACCAGGUCCGAGUGAAAGCCUACUACGGGGGGGGAUAUAUUAUGAUAACACAUUGUGAGCCUUCCAUACCCUUUGAGGGUCUUUGCAAUGAGGUUCGCGACAUGUGUUCUUUUGACAACGAACAGCUUUUCACCAUGAAAUGGAUAGACGAGGAAGGAGACCCGUGUACAGUAUCAUCUCAGUUGGAGUUGGAGGAAGCCUUCCGCCUUUAUGAGCUAAAUAAGGAUUCUGAACUCCUGAUUCAUGUAUUUCCUUGUGUACCAGAACGUCCUGGAAUGCCUUGCCCAGGAGAAGAUAAAUCCAUCCACCGCAGAGGGGCACGUCGUUGGAGAAAGCUUUAUUGUGCAAAUGGACACACUUUUCAAGCCAGACGUUUUAACCGGCGUGCUCGCUGUGUCUGCACAGACAGAAUAUGGGGACUUGGGCGCCAGGGACAUAAGUGCAUCAACUGCAAACUCUUGGUUCACAAGAAGUGCCACAAACUUGUCACAAUUGAGUGUGGGAGACAUUCUUUGCCAGCGGAACCAAUGAUGUCAAUGGAUCAGUCAUCCAUGCACACAGACCGUUCACAAACAGUGAUUCCAUAUAAUCCUUCAAGUCAUGAGAGUUUGGACCAAGUUGGUGAAGAAAAGGAGGCCAUGAACACCAGAGAAAGUGGCAAGGCUUCAUCCAGCUUAGGUCUUCAGGAUUUUGAUUUGCUCUGGGUCAUAGGGAGAGGAAGUUAUGCCAAAGUACUGUUGGUUCGAUUAAAAAAGACAGAUCGCAUCUAUGCAAUGAAAGUUGUGAAGAAAGAGCUUGUCAAUGAUGAUGAGGAUAUUGACUGGGUGCAGACAGAGAAGCAUGUUUUUGAGCAGGCUUCCAAUCAUCCUUUCCUUGUUGGGCUGCAUUCUUGCUUUCAGACGGAAAGCAGGUUGUUCUUUGUUAUAGAAUAUGUAAAUGGUGGAGAUCUAAUGUUUCAUAUGCAGCGACAAAGAAAGCUUCCUGAGGAACAUGCCAGGUUUUACUCUGCAGAAAUCAGUCUAGCUUUAAAUUACCUUCACGAAAGAGGGAUAAUUUAUAGAGAUUUGAAACUGGACAAUGUGCUACUGGACUCUGAAGGACACAUUAAGCUCACUGACUAUGGCAUGUGUAAGGAAGGAUUGCGGCCUGGAGAUACAACCAGCACUUUCUGUGGUACUCCUAAUUACAUUGCUCCUGAAAUUUUAAGAGGAGAAGAUUAUGGCUUCAGUGUUGACUGGUGGGCUCUCGGUGUGCUGAUGUUUGAGAUGAUGGCAGGAAGAUCUCCAUUUGAUAUUGUUGGGAGCUCUGAUAACCCUGAUCAAAAUACAGAGGAUUAUCUCUUCCAAGUUAUUUUGGAAAAGCAAAUUCGCAUACCACGUACUCUAUCUGUAAAAGCAGCAAGUGUCCUGAAGAGUUUUCUCAACAAGGACCCAAAGGAACGAUUGGGUUGUCAUCCACAAACUGGAUUUGCUAACAUUCAAGGGCACCCAUUCUUUCGAAACGUUGACUGGGAUAUGAUGGAGCAAAAGCAGGUGGUGCCUCCCUUUAAGCCAAAUAUUUCUGGAGAAUUUGGUUUGGAUAACUUUGACUCUCAGUUUACUAAUGAACCAGUCCAGCUCACUCCAGAUGAUGAUGACAUUGUGAGGAAGAUUGAUCAGUCUGAAUUUGAAGGUUUUGAGUAUAUCAAUCCUCUCUUGAUGUCUGCGGAAGAAUGUGUCUGAUCCUCGUUUUCAACGAUGGGUUCUGCUUACUGCCAUUUAAUGCAUGGAUAACCCUGUUAGCCUGGAUUUAGUGUACCAUUUUAUAUUUGUCACCUACAAAAUCCCUUUCCGUAUCCUCUGUCAUACUCUGUAGAAGUCAAUUAUUAUAGUUAGGUAUGACUAUGAAAAAGAAAAUAAGACCAGCUUCCAGAUAAUCAUGUCAGAAUUCAGUUAUACUGGUUCUUCAGAUGCCUUCUAAUGCCUGAUGAAGUUGUAUUCUGUUCAAAGGAAAUGCCACUGCUUUUAAAAGAAAUUCAGGCCAGGC